CUCAGUGGGUGUGAGCUUUCUGCAAGUGAUAAACUCGUGGUCAUCGUAACUAGAAUAGCGAGGGACCUGGAUCUGGUAGAAGUGAGAGUAGCAUCAAAGUUGGCAUACAAGACAGUCAUAAUUGCUAAACCGCAUCGGCGUUGAGAACAGCGCGGAUCUGCCAGGAGACAUUCCGUGAAAAGGAAUGGAGUACAGUUAUGAUGUUGAUCUGGAAGAAUUAUGUCCUGUUUGUGGCGACAAGGUGUCCGGAUACCACUAUGGACUACUGACCUGCGAGAGCUGCAAGGGUUUUUUCAAAAGGACUGUUCAGAAUAACAAGCGGUACACUUGCGCAGAAAGUCAGGACUGUAAAAUAGACAAAACACAGAGAAAAAGGUGUCCAUUUUGUCGAUUCCAGAAAUGCCUCAGCGUUGGAAUGCGAUUAGAAGCUGUCCGCGCGGACCGGAUGCGCGGGGGCCGGAACAAGUUUGGCCCUAUGUACAAACGGGACAGAGCCUUAAAGCAGCAGAAAAAAGCUUUGAUACGAGCCAGCGGACUCAAGAUGGAGUCCACGCCGCCGUUAGUUCCCCCCACGCAGACGGACUAUAGCUUCUCUGGCAGCCACCAGGGACUGCCGCCCGUUCCCAAGAACAUCUUACCCGCCACCCCGAACACCACCACACCCACAGACUAUGAUCGCAGCCUGUACGGUCACGUAUCGCUGGGCAUGACCAUGCCUUCGCACGGGCCCUUACUGAACCAGUACCAGUAUACCUCCUUCCCCAGUCGGGCUAUCAAGUCCGAGUACCCAGAUCACUACACAAGUUCUCCGGAUUCUGUGGUCGGGUACACGUACCCAGAGCAGGCGUACCCAACCGGCGGGUCACCUCAGCAAGCAGGCGUGCCACCCUUGGUUCUGGAGUUCCUACGUUGUGACCCAGACGAGGGCCAGGUGCAGAGCAAGAUCGUGGCCCACCUGCAGCAGGAGCAGAACAGUCGAGGAAAACACGACAAGCUCAGCACCUUCGGCCUGAUGUGCCACAUGGCGGACCAGACACUCUUCUCCAUUGUGGAGUGGGCUCGGAGCUGCAUAUUCUUCAAGGAGCUCAAGGUGGGGGACCAGAUGAAGCUGCUACAUAACUGCUGGAGCGAGCUGCUGGUGCUGGACUACGUGUCCAGGCAGGUGCAGCACGGCAAAGAGGACAGCGUGCUGCUGGUGACCGGCCAAGAGGUUCAGAUAGCGCACAUCGCUGCCCAGGCAGGCGCCACCCUCACCAGCCUGGUGCAGAGGGGGCAGGAGCUGGUGGGCAAGCUGCAGGCCCUCCAGGUGGACCGCCGAGAGAUCGCCUGCCUCAAGUUCCUCAUACUCUUCAACCCCGAUGUGAAGCUUCUGGAGAACCAGGCGUUGGUGGAGGGCGUGCAGGAGCAGGUCAACGCUGCCCUGCUGGAGUACACGCUCUGCAGCUACCCACAGUUCCUGGACAAGUUUAGCCAGCUGCUGCUGCGCCUGCCGGAGCUGCGGGCGCUGAGUGCCCAGGCGGAGGACUACCUCUGCUACAAGCACCUGAGCGGCGAGGUGCCCUGCAACAACCUGCUCAUCGAGAUGCUCCACGCCAAGAGGGCGUGCAUCUGACAACACAGACUCAGAGCCACACCUGGACCAAACACGCCCCCCAGCCCAUGCCCUAGCAACCAAACCGUUUCAUCAAAACACUUUCGGUUAUAAACAGACCCCUAAACAGAAUCCUCAUUCACCACCAACUGAACCAUACCAUGAGGAACAGUGUGUGUGUGUGUGUGUGUGUGUGUGUGUGUGUGUGUGUGGGAGAGUGUUUGAUAGAAAUAAAGAGAGAGAGAAUAUAAUUAUGCACAGUAUCUGAGAGUGCUAUCUGCCAUAGUGUCCUGUCCUGACCAAAAGGCAUAGCAGUGAGUGUGGGCUGAAUCAUCUUGUGGGCUGAAUCCUAUAUGAUUAAACAGUAGUUAUUGGUCCACAAUGUGGUGCUGCCCAUACUCAUCAGCAUUGAAGGGCAGGUGAAGGACAAGUGAAAUACAGAUAAUAGAUUGAGCAAGAAAGGUUCAUUUAGGCACUGCUUAUGCCCCCUUGGGAUCCUUUCAGUCAGAUUUGCACUGUAUGUGAAUUCUCUCAAACGCAUAUGCUGACAUUCAACAACACAGAAUACAAUUUUUGAGAAAGGGGUGAAUAAGUGAGAGAAACAGAGAGGGAGAAACAGAGGGAGAGAUAGAAAGACGAGGCAUUAUUUGUGAUAUUUGUGAUUUUCAUUUUUUUGCCAAGAAUCUCUCAAACCUCAGCAGCAACAAAAGGUCCCGUACUAGAAUGUACUAGAAUGGACUGUUUGCCAUGUAUAGAAGAGCACAGAAGGUGUUUGGCUGAAGUGUGUGUGUGUGUGUGUGUGCGUGCGUGCGUGCAUUUGUGUGGAUGUGUGAGUGCAUGCAUGUGUGUAUGUGUUUGUAAGUAAUUAUGUAACUAAACUUUAUUUGUAUAGACCUUUUCGCACAUGCUUCACAAAAUGAGUGGCGGGUGUGUGUGUGCGUGCACGCGAUGCGUGUGUGUGUGUGUGUGUGUGACCUGGAGUGAAAGAAACGCACUGCAUGGGACCUCCUACGCACGGAGCGUCUCUGUCUCAUGAAUGGUCAGAGUAGCCCACUCACUCAGCCUGCUGAUGAAAAGCUAUCAGCAGCACAGGACACUCAAUGGAGUCUGUGACCACAUGCAAAUAUAAGCACAACUAAUUUGAAAGUGACAACAUUUGCAGCGUGAAUGACAAAAGCAUCAAUGUUUUUUAUUAUUAUUAUUAUUUCUACUCUUAAACUCUCUCCCUCCCUCUCAAAUUCACAGUCAAAUUUCACACUUCUUAUAAUAAUGCUCAAGACAAAUGUAUGUGUGUGACCAAACCCUAUGAAGUACUUAUUGUGUCGCAUGAUCGAAGAAUUCCAGUUAACACUGCCUGGUAGACUCAGAGACCACAUACUGUAACACAGCGCUUUUUUUGGUUAGGUUUUGGGUUGUGAUAAUAUUAAUGUAAUAUUCCACCUUGUUGUGGGUGUUCAUUACAUUUUCUUUUUUUGUGUGGAUUUAAAAAGAGUGUAAGAGCCUGUGUGUGUGCAAGAGAAAAAGAGAGAGAAAGAUAGCGUGUGCGCGUGUGUGUGUGUGUGUGUGUGUGUGUAAAAGACAAGUACAAUGUUAACACUUGCCUUAAUGAUAAUGACUGACUGAUGAUAACUGAUAAAGACUGUGGGCUCUGAUACUGAUGAUCACUUGUUUGGGCCAAAACGCUCUCCUAUUGUAUUCCAUUCAAUGUUAAAAUGUGUAUUAUGUAUUUAAGAAGUGACCAACAGAACAUUGUGCAUCUGUGUUUUCUUCUAUGUUGUAUUCUUUGCCUGCUAUUAGGAAAAGUCUGAUUGGCUCUCUGCCUCAUUACAUGACAGUACCACUCCUUCCGAUUGGUCAGUGCCAUUAUGGCUUUGAGUCCUGCUGCUGUAUUCCACUGUGUCUCUGUUCAACCCAGUUUUUGUUAAGACAGUGCUUCAUUGUAUUUGUUUCAAAUAAAUAAAUGAAAAUUA
This is a messenger RNA of Alosa alosa (allis shad), 3561 nucleotides long. It is a transcript of the gene nr5a1b, whose product is annotated as nuclear receptor subfamily 5, group A, member 1b. Gene Ontology annotation, molecular function: nuclear receptor activity; RNA polymerase II cis-regulatory region sequence-specific DNA binding; zinc ion binding. The transcript has 7 exons. The coding region runs from base 185 to 1612 and encodes 475 amino acids. Gene Ontology annotation, cellular component: RNA polymerase II transcription regulator complex. The record is from RefSeq and is a predicted model, not a curated record. NCBI's taxonomy places the organism in Eukaryota, Metazoa, Chordata, Actinopteri, Clupeiformes, Clupeidae. Gene Ontology annotation, biological process: regulation of transcription by RNA polymerase II; hormone-mediated signaling pathway; tissue development.